AUGUUUUUUUUGCUCAACUAUUGCAUCUUACUGACUGUAUUCGUUGUGCUGAAUCGUCCAACGUUAUGCUCACCUGAAGAACCCGAGAUAACCUUCGAGGAUUUAUAUCAAUAUGGUAAAGAUGAAUAUACAGCAAGGAAUUGGUAUGAUUGUACAGCAUUCAUGCGAAAAGCAUUGGAAGAUUUCGAUUAUUUUGUUGGCGAAAAUGAUUGGUGUAGAGAAAAAUGUUCCAGAUCAAUGAAGGGUCGAGAGAAACAAGAUGCUGCAGCAGUGAGUGAAGAUGCAGCAGAAGGAAGUGUAGAAAUAAGUUGGAUGUAUGCAAAGGCUCAACAGGCGUUGUGUUUGUUCCGCUGUAAAGCCGAACGCUUCACCGCACUUCGUCCACCACUCAAAGAUCCAGCCAUUUAUGAGGAUUUCGAGAAUCGUAGACCCUAUUACUAUUUGCAGUUUUGCUAUUGGAAGCAACACGAUCUGAAGUCAGCAGUGCAAAGCGCGUUCACUUAUUUGGUGGCUAAUCCGAAUGACACUGACGCACUGACUAAUAUGGCAUUUUAUAUGGAACGAGAUGGAUUCGAACAAGGAAUGCUCGUUGAUGCACGCCAAAUGAAAUAUGAGGUGUGA
Anisakis simplex (herring worm) is the source of this 621-nucleotide messenger RNA. NCBI's taxonomy places the organism in Eukaryota, Metazoa, Nematoda, Chromadorea, Rhabditida, Anisakidae. The record is from the annotation of a GenBank genome assembly.